GCUUCAGCUGCUGCCAGUCCUCUGCCCCUCACCUGGCCAUGGCCGUCCGCUACAAUCGGGUCCGUGUUCUCUUCCGAAUCCUCAAGGCCAUCCAAGCCUUCCCGCCGAGCGACAGAGCCGGCCACCUGGACCGCCGGGGCUGCAGCCGCGUGGAGGGUGGCAAGACGGCCUUGCAUGUGGCCUGCGAACUGGUGCGACCCGAGUGCUUACUCCUGCUGCUCGGGCAUGGCGCGUCGCCCUGCUUGCAGGACAGUGCUGGGAAUACUCCCCUCGACACCUUGCUGCAGCAGAUUUCCCACACGCCGGCAGCUAACAUGCGUGCCAAGCUCCUCUGCCUCGACUGCCUCUUCUUCUUCGUGCCUCAGGACCUCCAGUUCACAAUGAAACAGCAACUGUUGGACAACCGGCAGCGGUGGCAGGACCUCCUAGGGGAGAACAGGUUCCAAUGCCUGCUGGGCUUAGCUCCCCCGUCGCUGUUUGUUGGAGCCAUGCGUGUCUUGAUCAGGACCAUUUCACCUGAGCAUUUCCCAGAGGCUCUGGACAAUCUGCCUCUGCCUCAUUUUCUAAAGCCUUUGGACUUGAAACUGGAGAGCUAGAGGGGUGGCAUGAGAGCCUCCCGCUCACCUGACAGAAAUAGACUGCUAAAACUGUGUUGGUAUACGAAGCUGCUAAUGUGGCAGCCAAGUAUCUGUUUUAAUUAGAACUGUAUUUUUUAAAAGAAUUGUAUCUGGCACUUUACAAUAUAUUUUAUU
Balearica regulorum gibbericeps (East African grey crowned-crane) is the source of this 752-nucleotide messenger RNA. NCBI's taxonomy places the organism in Eukaryota, Metazoa, Chordata, Aves, Gruiformes, Gruidae. The record is from RefSeq and is a predicted model, not a curated record.